GAAGGCUCCGCUCCCUACCGAACAGCUCCGCGCGCGGCCCCGCGAGAGAGCCCGGAGCAACUACUUUUCUCCCUUUUCUUUUCUUCUUUUUUUUUUCCCCCCUGCUGGGUAGUGGCGGCGGUGGGCUGGGGGAGACUUUGAAUGACCAAGUUUGCGUCCACCUUUCUCUUCAUGUCGAUGUCCCUGGAAACAGUCACACGGAUGCCAUGGUUACUUCUGCCACGAUCUUACAGGUGAACAAGGUGAUGUCCAUCUUGUUUUAUGUGAUAUUUCUCGCUUAUCUCCGUGGCAUCCAAGGUAACAGCAUGGAUCAAAGGAGUUUGCCAGAAGACUCACUCAAUUCCCUGAUUAUUAAGCUGAUCCAGGCAGAUAUUUUGAAAAACAAGCUUUCCAAGCAGAUGGUGGACGUUAAGGAAAACUACCAGAGCACCCUGCCCAAAGCAGAGGCCCCGCGAGAGCCGGAGCAGGGCGAGGCCGCCAAGUCGGAAUUCCAGCCCAUGAUCGCAAUGGACACGGAACUGCUGCGGCAACAGAGACGCUACAACUCCCCGCGGGUCCUGUUGAGUGACAGCACCCCCUUGGAGCCCCCUCCCUUGUAUCUCAUGGAGGAUUACGUGGGCAACCCCGUGGCGGCGAACAGAACCUCGCGGCGGAAGCGGUACGCGGAGCACAAGAGUCACCGAGGGGAGUACUCCGUGUGUGACAGCGAGAGUCUGUGGGUGACCGACAAGUCAUCGGCCAUCGACAUUCGGGGACACCAGGUCACGGUGCUGGGGGAGAUCAAAACCGGCAACUCCCCCGUCAAACAAUACUUUUAUGAGACGAGAUGUAAAGAGGCCAGGCCUGUCAAAAACGGGUGCAGGGGGAUCGACGACAAACACUGGAACUCGCAGUGCAAAACAUCCCAGACCUACGUGCGCGCACUGACGUCAGAGAACAAUAAGCUCGUGGGCUGGCGGUGGAUACGGAUAGACACCUCCUGCGUGUGUGCCUUGUCGCGGAAAAUCGGAAGAACAUAAAUUGGCAUCUCUCCCCGUAUAUAAAUUAUUACUUUAAAUUAUAUGAUAUGCAUGUAGCAUAUAAAUGUUUAUAUUGUUUUUAUAUAUUAUAAGUUGACCUUUAUUUAUUAAACUUCAGCAACCCUA
Phyllostomus hastatus (greater spear-nosed bat) is the source of this 1145-nucleotide messenger RNA. RefSeq names its product neurotrophin 3 (gene NTF3). The coding region runs from base 207 to 1019 and encodes 270 amino acids. Gene Ontology annotation, biological process: regulation of neuron differentiation; nerve development; memory. The record is from RefSeq and is a predicted model, not a curated record. NCBI's taxonomy places the organism in Eukaryota, Metazoa, Chordata, Mammalia, Chiroptera, Phyllostomidae. Gene Ontology annotation, molecular function: growth factor activity; nerve growth factor receptor binding. The transcript is spliced from 2 exons.